CCCAGGCUCGGCUCUUCCCGCCGUUUCCGCCUCUGCCCGCUGCUGACAGCUUCGGAUCUUUCCGCCGCCUCGUCCUCGCGCGUCGGCUGCCCAUGUCGGAGGUGCUGGUGGCUGCCGCCGGCUCCUGCUUCGAGCCCCCCGCGGCUGGGGAGCCGAGGGGCCGCAGCUGCUCCGUGUCAGAGGGGGACGCGCAGGGCCGCCGCUCACCGUCUGAGACUCCAGAAGAUGAAGAUUCAGCCCCCAAACCGGCAUCUGCAUCCCAGACAGUCACCUCAUCAGAGUCCGAGACCUCACAGUGCAGGCCGCAGAUUGGAUCACCUGUGAAUGUGCAUGCUGCAGAGGAUUCUAGAAAAAGUGAUGGUACAUCAGAGGACCAGGAAGUGGCUGGACAAGGAGAGAAGCUGGCUGACCACCAGAUCCAGCCCCCCAGGGAGGAGGCCGUAGUGCGGAUGACCAAGUACCGUGCCUCACAAGGACCAGGGGAUAUAGUCAUGAUACAGUCAGAACACACAGGUGCAGUGGAUGUCCUCUCUGCAGAGCUGGAGACUGCAGACCUCCUUGGUGAGCAGAGAAAAGCUCAGCCUCCUCCUCUGGCUCCACCCUCCACUUGGACCACUUGCAAGAUAAGGGAAUUUAAAGCCAAAAUGGGAAAGGAGAAGAAUGCUCAGUUGGUGGUGAAACGGGGUGAAGUAGUGACAGUCCGGGUGCCAACACACCCAGAUGGGAAGCGUGUUUGCUGGGAGUUUGCUACGGAUGAUUAUGACAUUGGCUUUGGGGUCUACUUUGACUGGACUCCUGUCACCAGUACUGCCAUUACUGUGCAGGUCAGUGAAUCAAGUGAUGAGGAAGAUGAAGAGGAAGAAGAUGAGAUUGAAGGACUCACCCCAGUUGGAGAUGUGGAGAGGGGCUCUAAAAGCUCUCUACGAAACCGUUAUCGGGAGAUCAUGCCCGUGUACCGAAGGGACAGUCACCGGGAUGUGCAGGCAGGCAGUCAUGACUACCCGGGCGAGGGCAUCUACCUGCUCAAAUUUGACAACUCCUACUCCCUCCUACGCAACAAGACUCUCUUCUUUCAUGUCUAUUACACCAGCUGAAGGAGGGGAGGGAGUGGGGACAGCAGGCAGGUAACACUGAGCAAAAUAGGCUGCCAUCCAGGUCUGGCACCCCCUAACUGGCACUUCCCUAUGGCUGAGUGAGAGGCCUGGCUCUCUGCUCUCCUGUGGAUAAGAACAGGUUUUCCCCCAUUCCCUCCCAGCUUACUCACAGGAAAGGGUAGCUGUGGCUACUCAGUUGUCCAAAGGCAACUCCUCUCGCUCUAAAUUUCAGGAAGCUUGCUCUGUGAGGUCAUCAGGCUGGGACUUUUCAUUACAGCCAGUAAAUUGUCAGAGGGCAGAUUCAGAUGGCAGCAGUUUCUUUCUAUUGCACUUGUAUGAACUGAAGCUGAAAUACCCUUUUAUUUAAAUGGAUCACCAGUGGGUAAUUGCCAACCACGCUCUGCUAGCAGGCAAAGCCACCUGUACCACAGCCACUCUCCAGCUGCAUCCUGUCUGCAUUGCUGUACUUUACACACUAGCCAAACCUCCAUUAAUCUCUGUGUGGGGAUUCAUCCCUCCAACUACCUGAGUUGCAGCCUGCAUCAUCUGACCCCAUUCAUGGUGAUGUAGUCAUGUCACAAGUGCCAGACCCAAUCAUGUGAAACCUUUAUUUUGGAUCCUUGCAGAGGUAAUCAAUAGGAAGAUCUCCAUAGAAAAGGGAAAGCAGGUGUGGAUGGGGAGGUGGAUACAGAUCAUCCUGACUGUGGGGAUGUGUAAAAUUCCUGUCACCAACAAAACUUUCUCUUACCUGUGGGGAAAAUUGAGCUGCAGCCUCUUGUGUUAAUGUAAAACGGUUAACGUCUCAGGUCAGCACACUUUGAAUCUGAAAAAUAUGGGAUCAGCCUUUCCCUUAUAUACCCACCUGGAGUUAGUGAGUCCCUGAAGUUAUUGCUAACUAACACAUUGAGGAAUGCAGCUCCCUGGCCCACCUCAGGGGUUAGCAGUGGUAAUAGUGGUCAGCCUCUGCUCAGCCCUUGGCAGGAAUAAGCAAGGAUCACAUUAAUCUGUCAACAGAUGGGUUUUAAAGGGUAUUUAUUUGUAACUCUUCAAGAUUCGAAAUGACUAUUUAUUUGAUUUUAUUCAAGAACCAUUUCCCUUCAAGGUAGCUGCUGAAUUUGCUCUGAGGUGCCUCUGUUUGGAGUUACUGAGUGACUUUGUGCAGGAUGAUUCUGGUGAAGUUCCAGUCUGACACCCUCCAGAUAUUGCCCUUUUGUGCAGAUCUAGCCCUUGCUGCAGAUGGGGUUAGUGUGGGGGUGUAUAAAGCCAAAGACUUCACUCUCCUAAGAAGCCCAAUAAUUCCCUGGUGAUUCCAUACCUCUUGAUUCAGGCCCUUCUUUUUAUCUGCUCUGCCUACUUAAGCACUCAGGAGCAAUGGCUAGGUCAGGGAGGUAAGAGCAGAGGGAGGUGUACCAUUGAGCAGCCCAUGCCAAUCUGCUGCUUCUGCAGUAGUGGGUGGGGAGGACAAGGCAGCAUAGGCUCAGGCACCAACGUGUUUUUUCUUUUUCAGGAGAGGAAGGAGGCAGGGAGCACAACUGCUGUUCUAAAAAGUAAGGGAUGAGCAGCAGGGCUGCUCCUCCUUUAAGGGGCACAGAGGCAAGGAGGGAGCAGCUGCAGCCCUUUUUCCUCUUCCCAGGAAGGGAGAGGGGAGUGAAGAGCAGAGUGGCCCAGCCCAAGAGGAGCUGGAAGGUAAAGUAGCUGCCUAAUUCCAGGUAGCAUCAGUGGAGGGGCCCUGCAAGGAAGAAGAGAAGCAGGAUUUUAAGGGUGGGGCCCUCCCUUCCCCUCUAAGCAGCCUGGGCAUGGGCUCCUCUCUCCCUGACCCCCUAACAGCCUGGGUGUGGAUGCUUGCUUCUUCCCCAAGCCCUCUUGAAGUGCCAGGGUAGGUACCUCCCUCUCCAGUUGCUUCCUUCCACAACCUCUCCCCCAGGGCCUGAUCAAGGAACCCCUCUUUUACUUUGGCUCUCAACUUCCUAAACACCAGAUGUGGAGCAGGGCCCUGCCCCACCCCUUAAAUAUUCUGCUUCUGACUGUAAAUCUCCGUGUUCCCCCACCCUGCUGUGUAAUGCAUCAGUGACUGCUAUGCAUUUGGCCUCUUGCUACAUAUUUUGGAAGGUCCUGCAUGCAUCUGAAAGAGGAGAGGUAUGCACUGUCUAGGCCACUAGCUGCUGUCUGAAAUAGGAUUUAGUAAAUAAGGAAGACACACCUGACCUGUGUAUAUAUACCAGGUAUUCUAGAAACUGCUGAUGUCAUGGAUUCUCAUGUGGAGAGUUCUACUCAGGGCCAGUGUUCUAGAACUGUCUCCAGGAUAAGUUGUUCCCCUUUAGCUAAUCAGAGACUGGUUCCUUUCUAGGUAAUUGGCAGCUGCUCCAAAUAGUCCUUAGUAAGGUGGACUGUACAGUAGAUGGGAAUCCCAGUGUUCAGUCCUGCCCUUCUGAAAUAGACACAGAUCUUUCUUCUGAGUCUCAGUCCACUUCAUCAGAUUUGCCCCUUUCUUGCCUCCUUGAUUAAAGACAAAUGGUCCUUGUAUAUGGUGUGCAGUCCCAAGCUGGUAUAUGUGCCAGUCUUAUUACCUCAUUGUGUCCAUAGCCAUGUUUGCUGCUGACUGGAGUAAAAGGGCCUUGACACAUCUUCCUUCAUUGUUGAUAUUUCAGUAGAGUAGCUUGUAUUUCCCAUAAGUGCUAAACAGCUGUAAGUGGAGAAUAUUUAAUCUACAAUAAUGAAAGCUUCACAGCUUCCAGAAUGUCACACUUUUCUUUGGUCUUUCAUUUCCAAGUUAUGUGAACAUAUUGGUGACCUUGUCACGCAGGUACUGAAUGAAAAUAUAUAGGUGACUGACUGAGAACCACUUAUCUUUGGAAUGAUGUCCACACUGUGUGCAACGGCAGUCAACAAAGCAAAUGAGAUGUUAGGAAUAAUUAAAAAAGGGAUAGAGAAUAUCUUAUUCCCCUUAUAUAAAUCCAUGGUAUGCCCACAUCUUGAAUACUGCAUACAGAUGUGGUCCCCUCAUCUCAAAAAAGAUAUACUGGCAUUAGAAAAGGUUCAGAAAAGGACAACUAAAAUGAUUAGGGGCUUGGAACGGGUCCCAUAUGAGGAGAGAUUAAAGAGGCUAGGACUUUUCAGCUUGGAAAAGAGGAGACUAAGGGGGGAUAUGAUAGAGGUAUAUAAAAUCAUGAGUGGUGUGGAGAAAGUGAAUAAGGAAAAGUUAUUUACUUGUUCCCAUAAUAUAAGAACUAGGGGCCACCAAAUGAAAUUAAUGGGCAGUAGGCUUAAAACAAACAAAAGAAAGUUCUUCUUCACUCAGCGCACAGUCAACCUGUGGAACUCCUUGCCUGAGGAGGUUGUGAAGGCUAGGACUAUAACAAGGUUUAAAAGAGAACCUCCAUGAAUGUAUCCAGUUAAGUCCAUUAAUGGCUAUUAGCCAGGAUGGGUAAGGAAUGGUGUCCCUAGCCUCUCUUUGUCAGAGGGUGGAGAUGGAUGGCAGGAGACAGAUCACUUGAUCAUUACCUGUUAGGUUCACUCCCUCUGGGGCACCUGGCAUUGGCCACUGUCAGCAGACAGGAUACUGGGCUGGAUGGACCUUUGGUCUGAUCCAGUAUGGCCAUUCUUAUGUUCUUAUAAAUGGUUUGCAGUUGUCCCUAAUUGUUCUUAAUAAAGUCAAUAACUCAGCCUUUAGGCUUGUUAAGAUACUUUAAUCAAGUCUCUAGCAGAAAGCAUAUUCAGUUAGCAAGGAAAGGAUGCUGUAUAGCCAGUGGCUUUCAGCAGUCAUUUCCAUUUAGUGUAUGGCAUCUUAAGCCCCAGUCAGAUCAAAGGAAUAAUCUCCUCUCCUUGUCUCACUCCUCAUUAAGCUACAGCUUCCUUGGUACCUCUGCCCACAAUACCUACUAGGCUUGUAUCCAGCUCUGGUACCUGUAGCUGAAGCAGUGCUGGGGAGACCUCCAUUCUAACUGCAGACACUGAGAACUGUGACUCCUGAGUCUGAGACGAAAAGUGAAUUCUGAAAUAGAUUCUAGUUUUGCAAGGACAUUAGUAACCUAAAAAUGUUCACUUCAAGGAAAGUUCCUAACUUGUUUCCAUGGAGUGAUGCUUUUGUGUGUUUUCCUCUCCUAUAGUUUGUGACUAGAAAAAAAAAACCUAAAACCUCACCAGAGAAAAAAUUUUUAUAUUUGGCAAACAGUGUGUGUCUUCCUCCUGUGUGUGGCUUUUGUGACUGAAAGAAACAAACUGUAUUUUGUGUACAGAAACAAAUUGUGGCUGGACUUGGAUAGGAGAUAAGUGGGGAGCCAUGUUACAUGUCCAGUGGCUGUGCCUUGGUGACUCUGGAGCUGGAAGGAGCUCAUUAAAUAUCCUUGCAGGGUGGGGUUUUGGGAGGGAUCUCUAUUCUAGUUCACUUGCAUCCCAGUUGAAUUUUUUUCUUCUUUUUCUCCUCCCCCCCCCCCCCCACAGCCACUCCCUAAGCAUUUAUCAUGUGGUGCCUUGAAACAAGAGGGAGUGAAACCAGAGCCAUAGACUUUAUCAUUUACUUUCCCCAGACCCUUAAUUGCAAGGGUUUCCUCCCCCUCACUUCUCUACCUACCUUCCAAAUAGCACACCUGGAAGUUAGGCUGGUGAUCCCCUAUAGUCUGUCAUAGUUUCAGAGUAACUGCACCUGUAUCCACACACCCCACUGUGGUCUGCUCCAGGAGUGCUCAAUCAGGUCUCCAGCUGUCACUUGUCUCUGGGCAAGGACCUUUGUCCCACUCCCUUUUCACUGGGGGUUUUAAAGCUGCACAUGUCCUUGCCUUACACUGUGGUAUCCCCCCAAACCAGUCUACCUAACAGCCAGUGGCUGUGUGUUGCUUUCUCUCUGAGGGCUCUGUACAGUGUAUUGCCAGCAGUUACAAGUUAUCACACAGCUCUUUCUAAGCAAGCACCUUUAUUAAGGUAAAAGCAUUACAGAGAAAACCUAUUAAAAACAAUAAAUUCCUAUACACAUGCUAAAAGCUUAUCAAAGGUUACCCUGAUCAGUCAAAGGGGGCGCUAUUAGGCGAAAGUUUUUCCAACCUUCUGCAAGGAUUGGGGCUUCCCUCAGAUAUAAGAUCCGGUCUGUUUGCAGGAUCAGAAAGGAGGCCUGAGUCAGUUUAAACCUAGCUGUUUUAUAUCAAAAGCCCUUUCUUUGUCUGUUCAUCUCCUAGUUUGAACCAGUAAGUGUGCAAGCCUCCCUGGGGGUGGUAUCUUUCUACAGGUGUUUACAACCUAAGUGAUUCAUCUUAAUCACCCCCACUAUUUUUGGUUCCUCAGGGGGCUGUAAUGACCCUCCCACCUGAAGUGUCAUACAAUCCCUGGCCCACAGUGAUACAUAAACUUAAAACAAUAUGGUCCCCAAAGAUUGCAACUACAUGCAAUAUAUGUCAGUCUGUUCCUGGCAAAUUAAAACUGCUUUAACUGAGACCUUCUCACCAAGGAGAUGAGGAUUACAACUGAAAGCCUGAGCUCUCUGGCACCACAGAGCUAUUGCCUUCAGAAGGUGUCUUUGUUACUACUGAGCAUGCAUAGUGGAAUGCCUAAGUGCUAUUUUUUCUUGAGGGAGUUGUAGAUGGGUGGAUGCCAAGGCAGUUAAAAUGAGAAGGACUUGUGACAAUGCUAACCGAACACAAAAGUAGCAGAUCUUGUCGCCACACGCUAGUGGAGUGUAUGAAUCCAGAGUUGGAGUUGAUAUGUGCUGCUGUGUACUAUGGAACUAGAUGAAGGAUCAAAGCUGCAAAAAUCUCUAAAUUUUAGAUGACUUGUUCUCCUUUCCCAUAUUUGGUAGAACCAUGGCUACAUGCUGUAAUGGGCAGUGCAUUGCUAGGCAUAUCCAUAUUAAGACGGCAUGCAGAUCAAAUAGGGACAGUCAUUGAAAUUGUACCAUGGUAAAUUCAGAAUUCGGCUCCUUGACAAGAAUUUAGCAAGAUUCAAAGAGCGAUGGGACACUUAUGGAUUACAAGAAUGUCCAGGGUUAUUGCAGUAAAUACUAAAUUAAAAUGAAGUUCUUGAAGAGGUCAAACACCACACGCUUCAGGGCUCAAAUCAAUCUGUUACUAUCAGGAGUUGGGAGGAGACUGCCUGAAGGGACAGACUAUCCCCUUGUUUGCCUACUAUGGUGUUUCUUGCACCUUCCUCUGAAGUAUCUGGUGUGGGCUGCUGCUGGAGACAGGAUAUCAUGUGAGAAGGUCUGAUCCAGUAUGACAAUUCCAUAUAUUCCGGUCUCCUAUUUACCUGUGACUCUUGGAAGUGUCAGCUGAAGAAAUAUGUACUCCUCUCCUGUCUGACAGUUUAAGACUCUGUAAUUCAUAUGGAAUAAGAAUCUGAUUUGUGACUGGUUAGAAUGGAUGAUGGGUAAAAGUGAGACCAGUGGUUUGAGCAUUGGCCUGAUAAAUCCAGGGUUGUGAGUUCAAUCCUUGAGGGGGCUGUUAUGUUGAUCUGGGGCAAAAAACGGGGAUUGGUCCUGCUUUGAGCAGGGGGUUGGACUAGAUGAUCACCUGAGGUCCCUUCCAACCCUGAUAUUCUGUGAUACAGACUGAGAUGUUAGAUGCCAGCCAUCAUGCCAGGAGCUAUAGAGGCAUCGCCAAGUGACCACUUUGAAUUUUAGUUACUUUUGAAAACUUUCAGUGGUUGAAGGCAGCCUCCCAGAGGCCUCUAAGGUACCCUCGUGACAGCAGUCUACAAGAUGGAAAGGCCAGUCCCCACCUCUGCAACGUGCCCCUCAGUAGCCUUGCAAUGGGGAAUGUCUUGUAUCUGGACACACCUUAAAGGUUUAUUUUUUUGAUCUGUGGUCUUUUUGUCAGUCCUCAUCUGUGUGAUGUGAAAUGUUUUUUAAUGUACUGUAGUUUCAAACUGAGUCAAGUUCUUUGCACCAAACUGCUGCUCUUUGUCCUUCCAAGGGAUUGUUUUUAAACAUCAAAAGGAUACUUUACCAAAAUGUGGCACUGAAUCUUUUAUCUUUUUGCUCUAUGGCCCAAAGAAAGUCUAUUUCUAGUGUGCUUGCAUUUCCUUCUACAGCUGAGUUAGCAUGUUUAUCUUCAGUAUGGUGUGGCUGUUUUGUGACAUGUAUUGUCUGAGUUCCAGACUCUUUAAAUAAACUUUUCACUAUGCAA
Molecule: messenger RNA, 8203 nt
Organism: Caretta caretta (loggerhead turtle)
Lineage: Eukaryota; Metazoa; Chordata; Testudines; Cheloniidae
Gene: TMED8
Product: transmembrane p24 trafficking protein family member 8
Source: RefSeq, a predicted model, not a curated record